AAUGAAGGUGAAAAUGAAAGAAUUUUUUGACUUGGAAGCAGCCCAACAGGUUUGACAAUGCCAGUAGACUUGCAGGUGUAACAAACUAAAGUUGGGGAGAUAUUUGUUGUAGAUAUGGGAAAAGUUUAAACAGGGUGUUAAACGCUCACUGUAAUGAGGUAAAUAGUGAAUAUGAGCCGCUCUGAAAUGUGGACACACUUCAGCAAAUCAGCAGAUAUGUUUAUAUGAGGAACAGAAAAGGAUUUUAUUAGUUUGAAUCUACAGAAAGAGAUAAAGAUGGCGACUGCAAGCAAUAAGUUUAAACUCAUUGGUCCCAGUGGUAUAGAGGAGUGUAAUCACUCUGUUGUCACUGUCUCGUGUCAUCUGUCUCCUGAAAUCAGUGCUGUUAACAUGGAGAUCCGGUGGUUUAAGGGGACAGACUGUGUUUGUGUCUAUAAGAACAGACAGGUGACAGAGGGGAGAGGUUACGAGGGCAGAGUGAGUCUGUUCACUCAGGAGCUGGAGAGAGGAAACGUCUCCUUACAGCUGAGAGACUGUACACAGUCAGAUUUAGGACAUUACCUGUGUCAGGUCACUGAUGGAGACAGAACAGAGGAGAUUACAGUAUACAUGAGUAAGUGUUCCUCAACUCCAUACUGCAUAAACUCAACAUCAUCAUCUGUGCUUCUCAUCUCAGUAUAUGAAAUACACACUCAGUAUUCAGUAUGAGGUUCAGUAUACAGGGUGCUAAUGUGGAAUGAAGUUCAUUUUAGUUGAAUACACAGUAACUCUGAUUUUUUUUUACUCUGCUACA
Molecule: messenger RNA, 793 nt
Organism: Pangasianodon hypophthalmus (striped catfish)
Lineage: Eukaryota; Metazoa; Chordata; Actinopteri; Siluriformes; Pangasiidae
Product: butyrophilin subfamily 3 member A2-like
Exons: 3
Coding region: 277-708 (143 amino acids)
Source: RefSeq, a predicted model, not a curated record